Messenger RNA from Tetrahymena thermophila SB210, 2049 nucleotides. Its product is annotated as Serine/Threonine kinase domain protein. Gene Ontology annotation, biological process: protein phosphorylation. NCBI's taxonomy places the organism in Eukaryota, Ciliophora, Oligohymenophorea, Hymenostomatida, Tetrahymenidae. Gene Ontology annotation, molecular function: protein kinase activity; ATP binding. The transcript has 5 exons. The record is from RefSeq and is a predicted model, not a curated record.
AUGGCUGAAGACGAAAAGAGAAAAUAAUAAAGGAGUAUAGUAUAGUCAUAAUAGCAUCACUCAUAACAGUAAACAAUGGCGUCUUCACAAUAGCAACAACCAAGUCAGGGAAUCAAUACCUCCCAAAAUUAGAAUCAAUAAUAAAAUUCGCAGUCUCAGGUUUCAAAUAGAGUUGAGAAUCCACAAGCAUCUGAUAUAGGAAAGUGGUGGCCAGUUUUUGGCAGAAAAAAUAGUGGAUCUUCAAGCACAUUUUGGUUAAAAAAUCCCAAAAAGCUCACAUUAGAUGAGCUUGAUAUGGAGUAGGAAGAAAAUGUUUUUAGAAGUAAGUUAAAUCAGGACGAUACAGGUACAGGGGACGAAGUUAUUUAAAGUAUAAACGAUGGUCCUUUGAGUGUGACAUUAAAUCGUAUCAGUAAAAAAACAAAGGUAUCUAAAGAAUACCUUUAUUCCCUCAAGGGAAAAUUUUUGGUUUACUACAAGAACAAAAAUGACACUCAUUUCAAAGGUUUCAUUAAAUUAGGUUAGGAAAUUGUCAUUGAAAAGAAGAAUUUACAAGGUAAAAACGGUGAUAUUUAUUACAUUGAAUUCCUCAAAGACGGCAACGUCCGUAAAUUAUACUCAAAAGAGUAAGAUGUUGUCAAUAGGCUUUUCUAAGCGAUACGUGGCAAGUGUAUUAUUUAAAAUUUCCGUGAUAAUUAUAAAAAGCUAGAGCCAUUGGGUUCCGGUUCUUUUGCAAGCGUAUUUAAGGUGCAGAGAAUUUAAGAUGGAAAAAUAUUUGCAGCUAAAGUUAUUAAAAGAGCGAAGCUUGAAGAAAAUAAAUACAAAGAUAAAUUUGUGGCAAUGUUGCUCAAUGAGUACAGGGUUCUAUCAGAGUCAAAACACAAAAAUAUUAUUUAAAUGGAAGAAAUAUAUCAAGACCACGAUCAGCUUGUUUACAUCAUGGAGUUUUUAGUGGGAGGUGAAGUUUAUUCCAGGCUUCGUUAAGUAAAGAGAUUCUCAGAAGAAGUAGCAGCUGAAAUCUUAAAAAAUCUGACUGAAGGUCUACUUCAUAUUCAUAAUAAAAAAAUAGUGCACAGAGAUUUGAAAUUAGAAAAUAUUUUAUUUGUGAAUAAAACUGAUAACGAUUGUAAACUUAUAGAUUUUGGAUUUGCUGAAAAAAUUAAUUACGAAAAACUUGAAAGUAGGGCAGGUACGCCAGGAUUUUUACCUCCUGAGCUGUUUAAAUUAGGCCCAUAUACUGAAAAGGGAGACAUAUUUAGUUUAGGAGUUAUACUAUAUUGUCUUGUUAGUGGUUGCUCUCCUUUUAAGGGUAAGACUUAUAAAGAUGUGCUUGAAAACAAUAGGAGAUGUGCUAUUUCGUAUGACUAACCAGUCUGGAAUAAAAUUUCAGAUGAAUGCAAGCACCUGAUCCGCAGAAUGGUUGAAGUUGAUCCUAAAAAGAGAUAUGCUUGCAAUGAUAUUUUAAAAUCCAAAUGGAUGAAUAAAUAUUUCCCUAAUUCUCCAUAACAUAGUUAAAAAUCUUUAACAACAAAUAAAACUGGUAAAACAAAUAGAAAAAAACACAUGAGAGAAUCAAGUCUGUCUAAAAACUCACUGCUUGAUGACGAUCUAAAAAAAUCUAUUGGAAGCAAAGCUUCAGGAGAAAGUGUAGAGUUCAAUACAAGUACAAUAAUAAAUAUGCACAGCGAUAAUCCAAAGUCGUUUUAUAGAAAAAGUAUGCGUUCUCUCAAAUCAAUAAAAUCUUUAAAAAGCCAUUUCUCACAUAAAACUGUCAAGUCUCAUAGCUCUUAUUCCUCAACUGAUAGUCUGGAUGCUCCUUCAUCGAAUUAAGAUUUAAAUAAAGCCCUCUGCGAUAAUUACAAAGGUAAAAACUUUGAUAAUAAUGUUGCAAAAUUUAAAGAAGAUAUAAAUAACUUUUGUGAUAUCGACGAAGACGAGUCAAGCAAUUUAAAUUAAAAAAUUUCAAAUCUUUUUACGCCCAGUAAGAAAUUCAUCCAUCCACUUACUCUAGCUGCCUCUAAGAAAUCAAACUUUUAAAGCAUUUAGUGA